CAAGAGCAGCCGUCGCGGAGCAGAGACUCGCAGCUGCCCCUCGCCCGUCCUCCUCGCUGCCUUCUCCGCUCCUCCGUGAAGCCCCCUUCCCCGGCUCGGCGGCAUGGCCCGGCGCAAGGCAGCCUCUGCCUUCCCCGGGCUCUGCUUCGGGGUCCUCUUGUGGAGCGGGAGCCUCCUGCCCUUCGCCUGCGCGCAGCCGCCGCCGCCGCCGCCGCCGCUCCAGCGGGGGAGCGUGUGGUGCCCCAGCCGCUGCCUCUGCUUCCGCACCACGGUGCGCUGCAUGCACCUUAUGCUGGAGAGCGUCCCCGCCGUGUCACCGCAGACCACCAUCCUGGAUCUGCGGUUUAAUAGAAUUAAAGAAAUUCAGCCUGGUGCAUUUAGGCGGCUUAAAAAUCUGAACACAUUACUGCUAAACAACAAUCACAUUAAAAGAAUACCAACUGGAGCAUUUGAAGAUCUUGAAAAUCUAAAAUAUCUCUAUUUGUACAAGAAUGAAAUCCAGUCAAUUGACAGGCAAGCAUUUAAGGGACUUGCCUCUCUAGAACAACUGUAUCUGCACUUUAAUCAGAUUGAAACAUUGGAACCAGAAUCAUUUACCCAUCUUCCCAAGCUUGAAAGAUUGUUUUUACAUAACAACAGAAUAUCUCAUUUAAUUCCUGGAACAUUUAGUCAUUUGGAAUCAAUGAAACGACUGCGUCUGGAUUCAAACGCACUUCACUGUGACUGUGAAAUACUGUGGCUGGCAGACCUGCUGAAGACGUACGCGGAGUCUGGUAAUGCACAAGCUGCAGCUACAUGUGAAUAUCCAAGAAGGAUCCAGGGCAGAUCAGUGGCCACCAUAACACCAGAAGAACUUAACUGUGAGAGGCCAAGAAUUACAUCAGAACCUCAAGAUGUGGAUGUUACCUCAGGGAAUACCGUUUACUUUACUUGCAGAGCUGAAGGAAACCCCAAACCAGAAAUCAUUUGGCUUCGAAACAAUAAUGAGCUCAGCAUGAAAGCAGAUUCUCGUUUGAAUUUGCUUGAUGAUGGCACCCUAAUGAUUCAGAAUACUCAAGAGACAGACCAAGGCAUUUACCAGUGCAUGGCAAAAAACGUGGCAGGAGAAGUGAAAACUCAAGAAGUUACUUUGCGCUACUUUGGUUCACCAGCUAGGCCCAGUUUUGUGAUUCACCCACAAAAUACAGAAGUACUGGUAGGAGAAAGUGUCACCUUGGAAUGCAGUGCAACCGGCCAUCCGCAACCCCGCAUCACGUGGACCAAAGGUGAUAGGACUCCCUUGCCAAAUGACCCCCGCAUCACCAUAACUCCAUCAGGAGGGCUUUAUAUUCAAAAUGUGGAACAGGAAGACGGUGGAGAGUAUACCUGUUUUGCAACCAACAGCAUAGACAACAUUCAUGCAACUGCGUUCAUCAUUGUGCAAGCUGUACCUCAGUUUACUGUGACUCCGCAAGACAGAGCGGUGAUCGAAGGACAAACUGUUGAGUUUCCUUGUGAGGCACAGGGAUACCCACAACCAGUCAUUGCCUGGACUAAAGGAGGAAGCCAGCUUUCUGUUGAUAGAAGGCACUUGGUAUUGUCAUCUGGAACCCUGAGGAUUUCUAGAGUGGCUUUACAUGACCAAGGCCAGUACGAAUGUCAAGCUGUCAAUAUUGUAGGAUCUCAAAGAGUAGCUGUCCAUCUGAGUGUACAGCCUAGAGUAACUCCUGUGUUUGCUAACGUUCCAAGUGAUAUGACAGUAGAAGUUGGCACAAAUGUGCAGAUUCCAUGCAGUUCUCAAGGAGAGCCUGAGCCAGUGAUAACAUGGAAUAAGGAUGGAGUUCAAGUCACAGAAAGUGGGAAAUUUCAUGUUAGCCUUGAAGGAUUUCUUACUAUUCGUGAUGUUGGACCAGCAGAUCAGGGCCGUUACGAAUGUGUUGCAAGGAAUACUAUUGGAUACUCUUCAGUUAGUAUGGUACUAAGUGUGAAUGUUCCUGAUGUCAGUCGAAAUGGAGAUCCAUUUGUAGCAAGCUCGAUUGUGGAAGCAAUAGCUACUGUUGACAGAGCAAUAAACUCUACGCGCACACAUUUGUUUGACAGUCGUCCGCGUUCUCCUAAUGAUUUGCUAGCCUUAUUUCGAUACCCAAGGGAUCCUUACACUGUUGAGCAAGCAAGAGCUGGAGAAAUAUUUGAAAGGACAUUACAGCUAAUUCAAGAACAUGUGCAAGAUGGUUUAAUGGUUGACCUAAAUGGAACAAGCUAUCACUAUAAUGAUCUUGUAUCUCCACAGUACUUGAACCUGAUAGCUAACCUCUCAGGCUGCACUGCCCACAGACGUGUGAAUAACUGUUCAGAUAUGUGCUAUCACCAGAAAUAUAGAACACAUGAUGGAACCUGUAAUAAUCUACAACAUCCAAUGUGGGGAGCUUCUUUGACAGCUUUUGAACGCCUGUUGAAGUCAGUCUAUGAAAACGGAUUUAAUUUGCCAAGGGGCAUUGGAGGAAACCGGCGGUACAAUGGAUACACACUCCCAAUGCCGCGCUUGGUUUCAACCACUCUGAUAGGGACUGAAACGAUAACCCCCGACGACCAGUUUAGUCAUAUGCUAAUGCAGUGGGGGCAGUUUCUGGAUCAUGACCUGGACUCCACAGUUGCUGCUCUCAGUGAGGCCAGGUUUUCUGAUGGCCAGCAUUGCAGUUCAGUUUGCACAAAUGACCCGCCAUGUUACUCUAUCAUGAUCCCACCCAAUGAUCCUCGGGUCCGGAACGGAGCACGCUGCAUGUUUUUCGUGCGUUCAAGUCCAGUGUGUGGAAGUGGCAUGACGUCUUUGCUCAUGAACUCUGUUUACCCACGAGAACAGAUCAACCAGCUGACAUCCUAUAUCGAUGCAUCCAACGUAUACGGCAGUUCUGAGCACGAGGCGCAGGAAAUCAGAGACGUGGCCAGUCACAGGGGCCUCCUGAGACAAGGCAUUGUGCAGAGAUCUGGAAAACCCCUUCUUCCGUUUGCUACUGGCCCUCCAACAGAAUGUAUGAGAGAUGAGAAUGAGAGCCCGAUUCCUUGCUUCUUUGCCGGGGAUCAUCGUGCCAACGAACAGCUGGGACUCACCAGCAUGCAUACACUGUGGUUUAGAGAACACAAUAGAAUUGCCACAGAAUUACUGAAACUCAACCCACACUGGGAUGGUGAUACCAUCUAUCAUGAAACGCGCAAAAUUGUUGGUGCAGAAAUGCAGCACAUAACUUACAGCCAUUGGCUGCCCAAAAUCUUGGGAGAGGUAGGCUUGAAGAUGCUUGGUGAAUAUAAAGGUUAUGAUCCCAACGUUAAUUCUGGAAUAACUAAUGAGUUUGCAACUGCCGCUUUCAGGUUUGGUCACACAUUGAUCAAUCCCAUACUGUAUCGGCUGGAUGAAAACUUUGAACCUAUUCCACAAGGACAUAUCCCCCUUCAUAAGGCGUUCUUCUCUCCAUUUCGGAUUGUAAAUGAAGGAGGCAUAGAUCCACUGCUAAGGGGGUUGUUUGGUGUUGCUGGUAAGAUGCGGGUGACAUCACAGUUGCUCAAUACAGAGCUGACUGAGAGACUCUUCUCUAUGGCGCGAGCAGUAGCUUUAGAUCUGGCUGCCAUGAAUAUCCAAAGAGGCAGAGAUCACGGCAUCCCACCGUACCACGAUUUUAGAGUGUAUUGCAACCUUUCUUCAGCUCACACAUUUGAAGAUUUGAAAAAUGAAAUUAAGAAUCCCGAGAUCAGAGAAAAACUUAAGAGAUUAUAUGGUUCACCACUGAACAUAGAUUUGUUUCCUGCUCUUAUGGUAGAAGAUCUCGUUCCUGGUAGCAGGUUGGGACCAACAUUGAUGUGUCUGUUGAGCACACAAUUUAAACGUCUUCGUGAUGGAGACAGGUUAUGGCAUGAGAACCCUGGGGUGUUUACUCCUGCUCAGUUGACACAGAUCAAGCAGUCGUCCCUCGCUCGAAUUCUGUGUGACAAUGGCGACAACAUAACCAGAGUGCAACAUGAUGUGUUCAGAGUGGCUGAAUACCCACAUGGAUAUGCAAGCUGUGAUUCAAUUCCUAAGGUGGAUCUCAGGAUGUGGCAAGAUUGCUGUGAAGACUGUAGAACUAGAGGACAAUUCAAUGCAUUCUCAUACCACUUCCGAGGACGACGUUCUCUUGAUUAUAGUUUCCAUGAAGACAAGCCUUCAAAGCACAUGAAAAUGUCAAGAACAACAAGUUUUGCCAGGGAAAAUACAUUUUUCAAUAGCUCUACUUCCUUUGAUGAGCGCAAGAAAUCACCUAUGAUGAAUGACUUCAAAGAAUUUGUUGGAGAUAUGCAAAAAACAAUUACAGACCUCAGAAAUCAGAUAAAGAAACUUGAAUCACGGCUCAGUAGAACUGAAUGCACUGAUGAAAAGGGUAAAACUUAUUCCAGGAAUGAAACUUGGAAAAAAGACCCAUGUACCAGGUGUGAAUGCAAGGUUGGCCAGAUAACCUGUUAUGUGGAAUCGUGUCCACCAAAUAAUUGUGCUACACCGAUGAAGCUGAAAGGAGUUUGCUGUCCUGUCUGUUUAAAACAAACUGCUACCAAGGAAAAUAAACCCUAAGUCUGCUUUGCAACAGUCACGUACGGAUAUCUGCUGAUGGCAAAUACAAGCAACAAUAGGAUUAAAACCAUAACAGCAAGUCAAGAUGUUACCGGACAGCAUUCAAAAGAUGGUGUAAUCAUGUUAGAAAAUGUAUAAUUUUACUUGCUUGCCCAUUGCAAAAACAUGAGUACUGAAAGGGAAUACACAACGCAGGUCAAGAUAAUUUUUGUUAAAACUUCUCAGGUUCAACAAACUGAAAACUGGUGCUACUUUUUAAAGAAGCCUUUGUCAAGUGGCUUUAGGCUCCCAGUCCAUUGUUAUUUCUUCAUACACUGGUGGACAGAAGUCAGGUUUCAUUUAAUUGGAUGAAAGAGGGCUGCAGUUUUGUUUUCAAAGUAUGACACAUACCGCCCAGGCCCUGUUGAUGCCUAGCUUGCCAGCCAUCUCAGACCCUGACAGAGUUGGCCUGCAGGCCAAAUUAAAUGUUUCACUGAUCACAUAUAGCGAUAAUAUAGUGUAACUCUACAGAAUAGGUUUUCUUCUGUGUAAGCACACAUGGCCAUGGAUUCAAUUGGGACCCUGGUGUUCUAGGAAGGGAGGCUUAAAACUUUAUCUCACUAAUUUCCCUCCAAAUCCAUUGCAGACAGUGGAAAGCCAUUUUUUCUUUUUAAAUUUUUGGGGGAAAAUAGAUGGGAAGCAGGUUGAAUCCCUUCUGGCCCUCUCCUGAAGCAUCAUGGUCCAAAUCCAAAUUGGGGCCCUGUGAACUUACGCAAUGGGGAGAAAGAUUUAUGCACUGUGCAUAAUUAGCUAAUCGUUUAGUUUGGACCUGAGGUCUUCUGACAGUAGCAUUCAACAUAGGUUGAAUGGCGUGAUCUCAGUGCAGCAUUACUUGCCCCUACUUCCUGUGACAGUGCCACUUCUAAAGGACCAUGAGACUUCCUUAAUAUUGGUGUAGAUCACUUCCACAUCCCUGGCAAUAUUAAAGUCUUCUCCUAGCCAUGCACUGCCAUUACCCUGCUUGAUUAAUAGAUAUCAUGUACCUGAAUGUGUGUUAACAUCCCACUGAGUCCUGCUGCAAAAAUGUAAUGUGGUGCAAAAUAAUACAAUAUGUAAUUAUCAAGUAUACAUACAUAUGUGAGAAAGGCGCUGCUGGAAAACAAAAGGCAUACAAACCUAUUUUUAGCUAUUGAAGAAAAUGAUAUUUCUUGGCCCAGUAGGAUCACUGCCUUGGCUGUUGCUUAUUUUUAGCUUGAGCUAGUGACUUGCCUGAUUUUUCUGUCCCUUCUAUGCUUCAUUUAUACUUUUUAUCCUUUUCCUGUGCAAGAAUAUUGCUUGUUUUGGAACAUACAGGAUGUCCUUAUCUCACAUCUAAGGAUGGGAGGAAUGCUUCCCAUCCCCAGCACCGCAAACCAGAGGACUUCCUGCAGCGGUACUGACAAACUGCUUCCACUCUGAGCUUAAUUUUUAGAAAAUUAGAGCAGAAUCCAGUGUUGUGCAAGUACAAUUCCUCCUCCUCCUCCUCCUCCUCCUCCUGCUGCUGUCCCCUCUGCAGCUCUCUGCACUUCCCAAAAUCAAAUCCAAAUCUCUAUUGAUAUAAUGAGAGUUUAUGGGGGUUGCUAUACAAGGGAGGAGAGGAAAUAACGCUGUUCAGCUGGUUUAAGCACAAAAAUAUCCCAGUAAUCCCUGGGGUAUGAAAAGUUACUUAGUGGUAACAUUUCCACCUACUCAGGGAUGCCUUCUUUUACCUGAAUGCCUGUGUGGCGUGGUUGAACCCCGUCACUGAAAAAGGAUCUGUGCUGAAUCUUAGCACAAAUUAAGCCGGCUCCUCCUAGAGCGCCUUCCUUGAUUCAUGCAACCCCUUGUUCUGCAGCCAGGUGGAGAAGACCUGACUCUGUGGCAUGGCUACUAUAAUGCUACUCACUGCAAGGUGCUGCAUAACCCUGCUUGGCUCAAGAGCACAUUUCCGUAUAUGACACCGUGAUUUUAAUUGCAAGGAUUUAAGAAUCUGUGCCCAACUUUAAAUGUGUAGCUGUUUUUUUCUGAGCUAUACAGAAUCAAGGUUGCUUAUAAGGAAGAUCUCUUUGCUUUUCAUAGUUAAUAAUGCUUUACUCCCACAGACAAGGAAAGGAACAUGCACAGACAAGGAAAGGAACAAAUAAAUGUUUCCUUUAUUGUUUCUUUCAGGCAAAGAUGGAUAGCAGCACAGAAAUAAACCAAGUGAUUAUUUUUAAAAAAGAACUGUAUCUAACCACUCAUUUGGGCAUCUAACAUGUGUAACCACCGAAGGCAGCCUUUUCAAUAAUUGCAUGUUCAUCCCUCAAAGUUCUGCGUCAUACCCGAACGAACCCUUUCCAAAGACAUGAUGUGGACCGAUUCAGAUCUAAUCCCGCAUUGUACCGUACCUCUUGGCACCCUUUUUUACUUCAGGGUCCAGUGCCUUUGACAGUAAUUUGCCAAUUGUUGCAGCCUUUCCUGGCGUUGAGGUGCAAAGAUGUGGAAAGCUUUGUUUGUUAUAUUUCUGCCCAUAGUACAGUUUGCAAAGGUGCCUUAUUCCUGCCCUCCCCGGCAGUGGAAAACAACAUGCUUCUUGCCCAGUGUGUGGAUCCUCUUUUAGACUGAUGUGCCUGGCACUCUAUAGCACUAUUGUGAAAAUGUGAAAAAGAAAGCUGUAGUUAUGCCCCAAUCCUUAUAUGACAAGCAAUAAGCCCCAAAGUGCUGCUAAAGCCCCCUAAAGUGUUGGUCUCUUUAAAAUAAAUGGGAGGGGAAGAUUAUAGGAGCACUGAAUGAUAGGCUCUAUGGUGGAAAAUCCAGCAGACAGCAGCAUUUAGCAGGGAUCAGCUGUUCCUUAACAUUAAAAAGAAACCAUUUUCAAGGUUUCCUAGUUUUUCAUAGAAUCAGUUUUUCACUGUGUUCCUUGUGUCAAAAACAUGUUAAUGAGUACUAUUUUGCAAAUCUGUGUUGCCCACUUAAUUUUUUAAAAAACAUUGUAGAAUGUUUGUCCACAUAAACUAGCCAUUGUUAUGUUUUUAAUUUCAAUAUUGCCUCUUUAUAACCAAACUGUAUUCUUACACUCAGUGAAGGAAAACUCAUACCUCAUCGGACAGGCACAUUUGGUUUUGUUGAUGGUGCUAAUCCAUAAAACAGUGUCUUAAUUUUAUGAAAUCAACUCUAUUUCUUGAAGUCUGAACUCGUUUUGCAGUUUGGGAAAACUCUAGCAGAGUUCAAAUUAAUAGGAUUUAGGAACUGGGAAUUAAAAGAAUUAAAUGCUGUGUGCCAAAUAUAUGCACUUAGCUUCUAUAAUAUUCCAGGUGUCAAUUUAAUAAUUCCCUGGCAGUCUUCAUUUUUCCUUUGAUAAAAGUGAAAUGAUGCACUCUUAAAAAGUUACUUGUUUGGUGGGAACAGCAGCAGAAUCUGUAAGGUGUUCAGAAAAAUUGUCAGGAGUAUGCACGAAAUGACAAAUCCUAUUGUUGGCAAUCCUGUACAUACUUUCUUGGGAGUAAACCCCACUAAAUGCAGUGGAACUUACAUCCAGAUAAACAUGUACAGGAUUGCCUUGUAAGGCAAUUUUUUUAUAUAUAGGUUUGACUUUUGGAGCACAAGACAAAUUUUAUAUAUCACUCAUUAUUUUAAAUUCUCCAGUCAUUCAGAUCACAUCUUUUCUUCUUGCUGAAACUCUCAGGCUACUACUAAAAUUCCUACACAUUUGGAUAGAUUUCAAAAUGAGGGUAAGUGUCAUAAUUAAAGCAUGCUGCUGGCUUUAUAGAACCAGUUUUAGUUUUAAAGACUUACUAAUCACCAUUUAUUUCCAAAGCUGUAUUGCUAAAACACACACAACCUGCUCAGGUAUUUUACAGUACAAUCCUAUGCAUGCCUGCUUAGAAGUAACUCCUGUCGAGUUCAUUGGGGUUUACUCCAGGAAAGUUGGCAUAGGAUUGCAGCCUUACUCACUUAUGAAUAUCUCUUCAGUGUAUGUGUUAAACAAACAUACCUCUGGUUUCCCUUGUUGAAAUAAAGCAGAUGUCUAAUCAGUGUUUGUUCAUAGUAUGUAAAAUGAUAUAAAUUCCAGCUUUUAUUGCUACUAAAAAGCUGGUGGUAAACUGGAUUAGGAAAUAGGUCUUAUUCCAAAGUUUUAAAAGAAAACAAACAUAGUACAAAUGAAUCUGUUUUUACAUUUUCUGCUGAUUAAAAGAUCAUAUAACAAUUUUUAGACAGUGGCCAAUGGCUGAAUGAUCAUUUUCUCAGUACUUCUCCAGUUGUGAUUGUUCCAUAUUUAUUUACUUUUUUAAAACUCCUACCAAAAGUGAAAUCUUAGUUAUUUUAUUGUACUGAAUAAAUCUACCAAAGAAUUGUUUGCACUGUUAUGAAUGCUUCUCAUUUACAAUAAACAGGUCACAUUUUUA
Molecule: messenger RNA, 8958 nt
Organism: Varanus komodoensis (Komodo dragon)
Lineage: Eukaryota; Metazoa; Chordata; Lepidosauria; Squamata; Varanidae
Gene: PXDN
Product: peroxidasin
Exons: 23
Coding region: 104-4576 (1490 amino acids)
Biological process (GO): response to oxidative stress
Molecular function (GO): heme binding; peroxidase activity; protein binding
Source: RefSeq, a predicted model, not a curated record